Messenger RNA from Penicillium oxalicum, 1545 nucleotides. Its product is annotated as MT-A70 family. Gene Ontology annotation, molecular function: methyltransferase activity. The transcript has a single exon. NCBI's taxonomy places the organism in Eukaryota, Fungi, Ascomycota, Eurotiomycetes, Eurotiales, Aspergillaceae. Gene Ontology annotation, cellular component: nucleus; RNA N6-methyladenosine methyltransferase complex. The record is from RefSeq and is a predicted model, not a curated record. The coding region runs from base 1 to 1545 and encodes 514 amino acids.
AUGCCACUUGUUCCAGUCAGAGAUUCGGCGGUGAUCUACUGCAAUGCAGAAGACACGAUUUUUCUCAUCGACACACCUCUCUCAAUAGCGCUGGCGCAGAAUUUGUCCCGCUAUGAAUCUACUCGAGAGGAAGUUCAACCUGUGAUCUCAUCGGACGAUCCAACCGCCGUUCCACAAGAACGUAGCAGAACGAAAAGACGAUUACUGCGUUCAACAAGGCCUUUGGAAAGGCCUUUCCCAUCUACAGAGCCCAAAUCGCUCGCUGCACGCAAGAAGCUUCUGGAGAAGGUCCCGUUCAGUGAACAGCGAUACCAUGAUGAGUUCAUUCAGCCCCUCGUGAGAUCAGCACUUGAAAUGAUCUCAGCUGGACACGGUGGGCAGGAGCAUCCAUGGUGCCUUCCCCGGGUGCUCUGUGAUGAUCCUCGUACUCGAGAGUCUUCCAAGUCUCCUAGUGAAGGCCUGCAACCCGUGAAGAAGCGACCUCGUGGAUCAUCCUCUGGAUUGUCUUCUGGCCCGAUGCAAUCUUCAAAAUGCAACUCUUUCGGGUCGAUACCACCAUUGAUAUUGUCAUCCACAUCCGACAACAUCUUUCAUUCUCUUAACGAAUUGAGCGAGUGCGUUGUCAAAAAUGUCUUUGCGGAACCUGCCACGAUUGUGAUUGAGUCCCCGUCCGACGGACUUGGACCAAAUGAAUUUAUCAUUCCACCGAGGGCCGACUUCACCAUGUGCACACUUCCCCUUUCACCAGCAGAAAGCUCUGGACAAUACUCCCGGAUCAAGUCUCUUGAUCAACCCAUUCCUACAAUCCCUUCGAGCCACAAAUUCAAUGUCUUGCUUUUCGACCCACCAUGGCCAAAUCGAUCUGUGCGCCGAAGCGGACACUACCAAAUCCAUCCCUAUUCCGAAAUGGCUAUUCUCACACAGCGAUUGCGUGAUAUUCUUCGAGUUCACUCCUAUCAUGCUGACGCCAAGUUGAACCACCCUGAUACGACGACACUCACUCGCUCAUCUCUCUCACAAAGCCGGCUCUCAGUAGCAGGAAUAUGGAUCACAAACGCCGAAAAAGCCCGUCGAGCUGCCUACGAAGCCUUGAUUACCAGUGGCUUCCGUAUCACUGAGGAAUGGAUAUGGAUUAAGACCACUGCCGAUGGACAACCAAUUUGUCCCAUCGAUGGACUCUGGCGAAAACCAUAUGAGAUAUUGGUGGUUGGCCGCGCGGAUCCGACAGGUUCUGCAAUUUCAGCCGAAGAAAGACAUGAUACUUGGACCAAGUCCAACGACUUACUGGGUGUUGACCCAGGCAGUAUUCGUCGACGAGUCAUUGCCGCAGUGCCUGAUCUACAUUCGCGGAAACCCAGUCUCAAAGAAUUGUUCGAGAGGAUAUUCUUCAUGGAGAAAGAAGGAGGUUUGAGAGUGCAAUCAUAUUCUGCGAUGGAGAUCUUUGCGCGAAAUUUGACGGCUGGGUGGUUGGCGUGUGGUAAUGAGGUUUUGAAAUUCAAUGCAAGGGAGUGCUGGGCCGAGGCUCCUGCAGUAGAGGAUGCUUGA